Messenger RNA from Hippocampus comes (tiger tail seahorse), 2518 nucleotides. RefSeq names its product neuronal differentiation 2 (gene neurod2). Gene Ontology annotation, molecular function: DNA-binding transcription factor activity, RNA polymerase II-specific; E-box binding; protein dimerization activity. The transcript is spliced from 2 exons. Lineage: Eukaryota; Metazoa; Chordata; Actinopteri; Syngnathiformes; Syngnathidae. Gene Ontology annotation, cellular component: nucleus. Gene Ontology annotation, biological process: sensory organ development; nervous system development; axon development. Bases 802 to 1893 code for a protein of 363 amino acids. The record is from RefSeq and is a predicted model, not a curated record.
UAUUGCCUCACUUUUUUUGAGUUCUGCUCACUAAUUCGGGUUUACAGUGUAGGUUUAUGUGUGUGUGUGUGUUUUGUUUUGUUUUUCUGCUGCCUUUGUGCGCACUAGUGUGGCGACAGAUGGCGAAGCCCUCCUAUUCCUCCUCCUCACUCUCUUGCUCUCCGUCUAUGUCUCUCCAUCCCUCUCGCUCCACCCCUCCAGGGAGGCCAGAUCCCUCCGAAUGCGGGCGCAUGUCAAUCAGCCGACCCCUCAUGUGAUGGCUCUUGCCAGUGACGUGCAGCCAUAUGGGCGCUGGCAUCGCAGCCUUAUAGCUGCUACGUAACCUUCCUCUCUUCUCUCUCUUUCUCUCCCUCAUUCUCUCUCUUUCUUGUGCUCACCCUUUCUCGCGGAGGGGGCGGAGGAAGGGGGGCCGAGGCACCCAGUGAAGGAAGAGCCCGCGCGCCGUAUGCACCUGCACGCCGACGCGGAGCGACCAUGCCGCUCCGGUCCCUGAAGAUGGUGGUCUGAAAGAAAAAAAAGAAAAAAAAAAAGCGACCCCACCCCUUCCUUUUUUUCUUGGCUACUGGGCCCCCACCCCCUCCCCUCCCAUCCCGCGAGAAGAGCUCAAGCGCAGGUGAGUUUGCGAGCGAACGCCGGGGAGAGACAAUAUUGCGUUUUACGGAUGCUCUCGAACGCACCUUUUUUGGGGGGAAUCAAUGGAAUCAAUUCGCGUGCGUUCAACGUGUUUUGUGCGGAUGGAUACUAGCUGAAUCGCCACUUCUCUCUAAUGACAUCAGGUUAAUUCAUGUCGAUGGAGGCAAAAUGUUGACAAGGCUUUUCAACGAUCCCUCACUGCUCCCCGACGUGCAGAAAUAUUCGGGCUGGGCGGACGACAGCGACGACGAAAAGAUCAAAGAGGACGACGGCGACACGCGGGAUAACAUGGACGCCUCCUCCGAACUGCGGGGCGGGAGCCGGACGCACUCUGAGCACGCCGGCGAGGAUGAGGACGAUGAGGAUGAGGACGAUGGUGCCGAGGACGAUGAGUGCGACGGUGACGACACGGAGGGCGAGCGCCCCAAGAAGCGGGGCCCCAAGAAGCGCAAGAUGACGCAGGCCCGCAUCGAGCGCUCCAAGAUGCGCCGCAUCAAGGCUAACGCCCGCGAGCGCACCCGCAUGCACGACCUCAAUUCGGCGCUGGACAACCUGCGCAAGGUGGUGCCUUGCUACUCCAAGACGCAGAAACUCUCCAAAAUCGAGACGCUGCGCCUGGCCAAGAACUACAUCUGGGCCUUGUCGGAGAUCCUGCGCUCGGGCAAGCGGCCGGACCUGGUGUCCUAUGUCCAGACCUUGUGCAAGGGUCUCUCGCAGCCCACCACCAACCUGGUGGCCGGCUGCCUGCAGCUCAACUCGCGAAACUUCCUGACCGAGCAGCAGUGUCCUGAGGGGGCGCGCUACGGCUCGGGCUCCUUCGCCAUGCACUCGUACCCAUACCAGUGCGCCCGACUGUCCAGCCCGCACUGCCGCCAGGGCUCGAACUCGCACCCGCUAGGCUCGCAUGGCUACUGCCCCGCGUACGACUCGGCUUAUGGCGGCGGCGGCGGCUCCCCGGAGUACAACAGCCCCGAGUAUGAGGGGCCCCUCAGCCCGCCGCUGUGUGUCAACGGGAACUUUGCCCUCAAGCACCAAGGCGCGGCGUCACCCGACCACGACAAGGCGUACCACUACUCUAUGCACUACUCGGGCCUGCCCGGCUCCAGGGCCGGCGGGGGCGGCGCCCACAACCUGGUGUUCGGCUCCUCGGGGGCACGCGGCGCCAUUCAUUCGGAAAACGUUCUGCCUUACCACGACAUGCACUUGCACCACGAGCGCGCGCCCGCCUACGACGAACUUAAUGCCUUUUUCCACAACUAAACCCGAGCGAUAGAGCGCCCCCUUGCUGCCCACAAUCUUAACUCACGCUUCAUUAAUUUGACUUUUUUUCUUUUCUUGUUGUUUGGAAUCGUCAGGGAAAUGAUUCGUGAAAACAUGCGCCACCACUCGACACGGAGAUGUGUAAUGUGCACUUUUAUUUUCAAACGAGAUGUAAAACGAUUAAUCGACGACCAAUCGAAUAUCCGAUUAAUCGUUAUUUUAAAAGGAUUCGAUUACUCGUUUAGAUGGCUUUUUUUUAUUUAAAAUUGUCCUGAUGCCCAGAAUUUUCGCCUCUCAACGGUAAACAUUCUGAGAUUUCUGUACACUGUAACAAAUGAAACUUGUAUUUCUUAUAUGUUUCGAAACAAGUUGGAAUAACUUAAAAAUACAAAUUAUUGACGUUUAUGACAACAAUGUUAGCACAUCAAAGCAAGCACAUUGUGCUGAGUUGUUUUACCUUUCACAACCGUUCUGUAAACUUUCAUAUUUUUGUUAUUAAAUGCAGGAAAGCCAAUUUUCACAAAAGUAAAACUUCAUCAAAAUUAAAAAAUAUUUUGCUGAGUUGGCCAUCUUAAAAUCGUAUUGAAGUUUGUUGCCUUGAAAUUUUGAGUUCACGCAGGUAUUU